UUAUCGUUCUUUGAUGAAUCUAGCACUUCAACGGCAAGAGAAGAUUCUUUAAAGAAAAACUCAAAGAAGAAAAACUGGCAUAAAAAGAAAAGUCAAGGAAAUGUAUAUCAGCGUUUAGAAUCUUCUUCGAGUUCAAUACAUUCUACAGCUUCUAAACCUAAAGAAAAUUCAAAAAAAAAGAUUCCACUCUUUCACCUCCACGUAACGGCAAUACAUCGGCUGUUUAAGUCAAGAAAUCAAAAAAGAAAAAUUCUGUCAAAGCUAAAAAUAAAUCGCCUUACGAUUUAAAUUUAAAUCAUUUAAUUACAUCUGAAGGCAAUUUAAAAGGUGAUAUGUCCGUACAAGAAUUUUACAUCAUGAUAAAUGUGAAAAUUGUUAAGGGAUUUGAAACUUUGGAGAGAAGAAUGCUUUACACUUUAAAAAAGAAGUUGAAUAUGAUUGCCGAUGCUGUUAAAGUGAAUGAAGUUGCGUCUUCUAUUGACAAUCUUUUAAAGAAUCCGAUCCUACAAAAUCUUCCUAAAGAUAAUCUUGCAAAUUUUAAACUUUUGGAUUCAAAUAUUUCAGGCGAUAAUCAAAUACACGUAAUUGAGUACAUGACCCUUCGUUCAUCUGGUGCAAAGACAGUUAAAAGCGCAAUAAAUGAUGUAUUACCAUCGUUUUUAACAAAAGAAGUUCAACUUCAAUACAGUGGUUGUGGGAAAUUAACAAAAGGAGUUAGAAAAGAAAACUUUUCUCAAACUAAUAUUCACCGAUGUUUGGAAGGUGUGAUUUUAAAACUUCUUACAACAACGAAAUCGGAAAUUGUGUCAACAUUAAGUCGCUGGCUAUCUGAUGCAGUGGACAGAGAUGGAGGAAAACAACAAAGACAAUUAAAAAAAACAAGAUGA
Molecule: messenger RNA, 887 nt
Organism: Leptopilina boulardi
Lineage: Eukaryota; Metazoa; Arthropoda; Insecta; Hymenoptera; Figitidae
Exons: 4
Coding region: 333-887 (184 amino acids)
Source: RefSeq, a predicted model, not a curated record